Synchiropus splendidus (mandarinfish) is the source of this 3707-nucleotide messenger RNA. RefSeq names its product integrin alpha-M-like. Gene Ontology annotation, cellular component: integrin complex; external side of plasma membrane. The transcript is spliced from 30 exons. The record is from RefSeq and is a predicted model, not a curated record. Gene Ontology annotation, biological process: cell adhesion mediated by integrin; cell-matrix adhesion; integrin-mediated signaling pathway. Bases 89 to 3502 code for a protein of 1137 amino acids. Gene Ontology annotation, molecular function: integrin binding. Lineage: Eukaryota; Metazoa; Chordata; Actinopteri; Syngnathiformes; Callionymidae.
CCUAUAUCUUCAUCUUCCCUUUUUCACUUUGCACUUGCUUCCUUUGGCUUGUGUCUGUGUCACUGGAGUGCCAGGUCCAGUCUUCUCCAUGGAUUGGAUUGUUUGUACCGCAGCGUUACUGUCAGUAUUUGGUGCCGUCACCAGUUUCAACAUCGACCCUGUUGGUUGGGGCUUCCUGAGUCAUCCUGCGGCUGGCUUCGGGUAUCAAGUGGUGCAUAGAGGUUCAGACUUACUGAUAAGUGCACCACUCGAACAGUAUUCGCAAAAUAGACGAGGAAAAAUAUUCCACUGCAGCACAACCACUUGCAAUGAAAUCCCACUAUCUGUCCCGGAGUUUGCCGUCAACAUGUCCCUGGGUUUGACGAUGGUGGGUAAAACAGGAGCCACUCUGGCUUGUGGUCCCACUAUCCCGAAAGACUGCGGAAGCAUCACCAUGUACACCGGUGCCUGCCUUCAGAUUAGCUCACCAAAUCGCCCAGGACCUUUCGUUCCAUCUUCAAACGACGAGUGUCAGACGGGGGCUGACAUCGCGUUUCUGCUGGACGGUUCUGGGAGUGUGGGUGCACGGGAUUUCACUAAAAUGAAGGUCUUUGUGAAAGAUCUGGUGAAAUCUUUCCUUGGAUCAGAUACACAGUUUUCCAUCACAGAGUUCGCCACUGAUCCAAAAGUUUAUCAAUACUUCAACUCUUUUGAUAUCAGAAAGUGGGAGCGUCAGAUAAACGCUGUCCGUCAAAGUUCUGGCUGGACGUACACUGCCAAGGCGAUCAAACACAUAGUGAAUAAUGUUUUUUCACUGAGUCGAGGAUCCAGGCCGAAUGUGAAGAAGAUUUUAAUCGUAAUUACAGAUGGAGAAUCCACUGACCCAAAAGAGUUGCCAGGUGCAGCAGCGUCAGCUAAGGCUAAGGGCAUUGUUCCGUUUGCAAUUGGGGUUGGCUCAGCAUUCACAACCAGCGCUGCAUAUGCAGAACUGGUUACUAUUGCUUCAUCACCCAAAAACGUCUUCCAAGUGGAGAACUUCAGCGCCCUGGACAGAAUACGUGAGACUUUACAGGAGAAAAUAUUUUCCAUCGAAGGGUCACAAACAGGCGGGGCGUCGCUUAAAAUGGAGAUGGCGCAACAUGGCUUCAGCGCCGCCUACGUCACAGGAGGGAUGCUGAUGUCUGUUGUUGGUGCGAACCAGUGGAGGGGAGGGUUCCUGGGUUAUGCCUCCAGUGGCAUGAAAGGGACCUCCUACCUGCCCCAGAACAUGCUGGCUGACAGCUAUUUGGGUUACUCCAUGGCAGUUGCCCAGACCCCGUAUGGCCAAGUGACAGUUGUUGGAGCGCCCAGAUACGAUCACAGAGGAAUUGUAGUAGCUGUUCAAUACGGCAGUGAACAAAUUAUUGAUCCUUAUAAAUGGGAGUACAUGAUCGGGGGAUAUUUCGGGGCAGUGGUUUGUGCCAUGAUGGUGGAUGGUGAUUCCUUCACUGAUCUCAUCCUAAUAUCUGCCCCGAUGUUUAUGGAGAACGAUCGAGAGGGGAAGGUGUAUGUGUGCAGAAUGAACGUUCUGACUGUAGAGUGCGCCUUCGAUUCUCCACUGGUGCUGAGAGGAGUGGAGGGUCACAUCGGACGGUUUGGUGCUUCUCUGGCCGCCUUGCCUGACCUGAACGGAGACGGAUUCAAUGACUUGGCAGUUGGUGCUCCGUUAGAAAAUGACGGUCAAGGAAGCGUUUACAUUUUCCAGGGUGCAGGACAGGGAACAAUUGAUCCAUCCUUUUCACAGAGGAUACAAGCUUCGGAGGUGAACUCAGCACUCAGGUUCUUUGGCAUGUCAAUCGGCCAGUCCUCCAAUGACCUCAGCAUGGACGGACUUCCUGACCUGGCAGUGGGGUCGAAAGGAAAGGUGGUGAUUCUCAGGUCCAGGCCGAUCAUGAUGGUGGAAGCUUUGGUUUCCUUUGAACCUGACCAGAUCCCGACUCAGAACAUCGACUGCGCGGCACCACUGACCAAUGAGGCGACUGUCUGCUUCAUUAUGAGAACCCAACACACAACCUUUGCAACAGCUGCAGCAAUGAUCAAUUACACUUUGAAACUGGAUGCCACGCGCAGGGUCCCCAGCAACAGAGCCUACAUCAAAGACCAAAAUCGAGAACAUUCUGGAUCCAUCAGGCUUGACUUGAUGCAGCAGAAAUGUGAGAAAGUGAAGUUCUUUAUUGAGCCCUGCGCAGAAGAUUCGCUCAAUGCCAUCAACAACGAGCUUAAAUUCACCUUUGAUGGAUUUCCGUCCGCCCAGAAUCUGAAGCCAAGCCUUGCUCAGCAAGCUCAGACGACCACAUUUCAUCCACUGGGCUUUGAGAUUAACUGCGGCCAGGACAACAACUGCGUCGAUAAUCUGAUUGUGGAUUUCAACUUCACAAGCUCUUCAGCCGUCAAAGUGGGAAUCGACGAGCUGUUGGACGUCACUGUGUCUGUUGAGAACACAAGGGAAAACUCGUACAACGCCCUAGUCACUCUGACUUACCCCCAAGGCCUGUCUUACAGGAAGUUUACAAGUCGGAUGGGCAGAAUCCAAUGUAACUCGCUGGACGGUGAAGAUGGGAUAUCCAGAGGAAAGACCGAGUGCACUGUUGACAAGCCCAUUUUCAAGAGCAACACAAUGGCGAUAUUCAUCGUUUCCUAUGGGAUUGAACCCAACAGCCAUUUUGACAGAAGCAUUUUUAUCACAGCAAAUGCCACGAGUGGCAAUAAACAACACUCACCAACAAGUGAGCUUUUCCAGACAAACACUAUUGAUGUGAAGUAUGGCAUCUUCAUGACACUUCAAAGCUCACUCAGCUACACCAAUUUCAGCUUUGUCCAAAGGGAUUCGGAGAAACCCAUCAAACAAUCCAUUACGGUGAGCAAUGACAUCAGAGCCCUGAAUUUCACCGUGGCGAUCAGGGUGCCGGUGAAGCUUGGCGAAAAAGACAUCUGGGCCGAUUUGGAUAGUCUGCAGAUUCCUGGUUGCCAAACGCACGGUGAUGAAAGACCAACUGUGGCUGAAUUUGUUGUUGAGAUACAGAAAACUAAAGUUGUGGACUGUUCAGUAGCAACGUGCAGAGUGUUCAAGUGCGCACGGUUCAUGGGACGACUGGAGACCAGGCAGUACGAAAUCUCUGCCAACGUCAGCUCACGAUGGAUAGAGCAGAUUGAACUCAAUGCUGCCAAGUUUGUUUUGACCAGCACUGCCAGUCUGGAGUACGACACCGACCAGUACAUCUUCUUUUCCACCACUUCAAACGAUCAACCUCCAGUGCGCAAGAUUGAAGUAGAGGUGGAUGUGUACCCUGAGCCAGACUACACCAAAGAGAUAGUUGGAGGAUCUGUGGGGGGUUUGGCUUUACUGGCAUUACUCACAGCGGGUCUGUACAAGGCUGGAUUUUUCAAGAGCAAGUACCAGAACAUGAUGAAUGAAAAUGCAGAAACGGAGGAGCUUGCUGGGACAGUUGGUGAAACACCCGCCCCAGAGCCUGAAAUCAGCUGAUUUGCCUUGCUUGCUCUUUUUAUUUAUUAAAAUGCUCAUUGAUAUUAUUUUAUGAGUGUUUGAAGAUUAUUAUAGUAAUUAUGUUUCUUCUUUUAUUUGGUUACAAGCACAAAUGACCCACCAUGACUCUGUCCAUUUCGUCAUUAAUGCAUAAACUGUUGAUAUAUUUGCAGGUUUGCAACAUUAUUUUGAGUGAAUAAACAUA